Molecule: messenger RNA, 1824 nt
Organism: Lodderomyces pseudojiufengensis
Lineage: Eukaryota; Fungi; Ascomycota; Pichiomycetes; Serinales; Debaryomycetaceae
Gene: OFD1
Product: oxidative DNA demethylase
Exons: 1
Coding region: 1-1824 (607 amino acids)
Biological process (GO): peptidyl-proline hydroxylation; regulation of translational termination
Cellular component (GO): cytoplasm
Molecular function (GO): iron ion binding; L-ascorbic acid binding; peptidyl-proline dioxygenase activity
Source: RefSeq, a predicted model, not a curated record
AUGAAAAGGAAAAUUGAAGAAGAACCCGUGACGGACAACAAAAAACUAGAUAUAAAGUUCACCAAAGAAGAUAUUCAUUCAUUUUUCAACGAUCAAAUAUGGGAACCAGAUUUUCAAAAUUUAAAACAAGAAGAAGUUGCAAAUAGUAGUCCUUACAAAUGGGGUACUAUCAAAGAUCUUAUAAAUGACAAAUUAUUAAGAGAUGUAAGGAAAGAAGUGCUAUCGCUGAUAGCAUUUACGAAAAAGGAAACUGAUAUAUACAAGGUAUAUCAAUCGGGUGAUUUAGCAAAUCUUUCAGGACUAGACUGGGAAGAUCUAUCAAAACUACCUUCAUUAUAUAAAUUAAGAGCUGCAAUUUAUAGUCAGGAGUUUAGAGAUGUGAUAUCAAAAAUAACAGGAAGUGGAAAAUUAAGUGGAAUCAAAACAGAUAUGUCAAUAAAUACAUAUACUAAAGGAUGUCAUUUAUUAACCCAUGACGAUGUAAUAGGAAGUAGAAGAGUUAGUUUCAUAUUAUAUUUACCUGAACCAGAUAAAGUAUGGAAACCACAGUAUGGUGGGGCAUUAAGAUUAUUUCCAGCAAUUGUACCUAACGUACCUCAAACUGAUUAUGAAUGUAAAUUAGUACCUCAAUUUAAUCAAAUUGCAUUUUUUACCGUCCAACCAGGAUUAAGUUUUCAUGAUGUGGAGGAAGUUCGUGAAGAUAAACAUAGAUUAUCUAUACAAGGAUGGUUUCAUAUACCACAGCCAGGUGAGGAUGGAUUUGUUGAAGGGGAACAGGCUAAAACUGAAGCAUUAUCUACAUUACAACAACUACAAAGUAAGGAGCUACAAGAUUUUGAUUUUCCAAAAAACAUAAGAGAUGAAAUUAACCCAUUAGAGUUAAAAAACAUCGAAUUUGAAGAAACGACUGAGGAAGAAUUGAAUUAUUUAAGAAAAUUUUUAAAUCCAAAGUAUCUCGAAAAUGAUGUAGUUAAUAAAUUGAGUGAGUUUUUCAUAAAUUCGUCGUUACUUGAAUUGAAGAACAUUUUGAAUGAAAAAAUUGCAACUUCACUAAGGCAAUUAUUAAGAAAAUCCGAAAUAAAUAGUCAACCACCACAAAAAUCAACUGCAGUGAAACAUCCAUGGAAAAUAGCAAUACCACCACAUAAACAAAGAUACAUGUAUAUAGAUGGGAAAUCACAUCAUACGUUAACAAAAGAAUCAAUCAAUUUUGUAAACAAGAUAGGACCUCAAGAACAACCAAACUUUAAUUUACUUAGUCCUAAAAGCUCAAAAGAUACAGAAUUAAUUGAAAUUGCAAAAUUCUUAAAAUCCAUAGCGUUCAAAAAGUGGUUGAAGAGAAUAACUCACCUUAUACCAACAACUGAACAAAUUUUAGUACGUAGAUUCAGGCCUGGGCAUGAUUUCAUAUUAGCCACCACUAUAGAUUCAGAAAUAGCAAGAAAUGAUCAAGAAGAAAAUGUUUUAUUAGAAGCUACUUUGGAUUUGACUCCUACGGCUAUAAAACCUCAAAGUUGGGAAUCUGGAGAAUUUGGAGGUUAUGAAUUGUGCAUGGAACAACCUGCUGAAGACCUUGAAGAUGACGAUCCAGCUAUCUAUAAAUCAAACAAGGAUUCGGAAGAUGAUAGUGUUUUAUAUACUAAUCAAUGUAAAUGGAAUUCGCUCACUUUAAUUGUUAGAGACCCAUCAGUUUUAAAAUUUGUCAAAUAUGUUAGUAUUAAUGCUAAAGGUUCAAAAUGGGACAUUAGUUGUCAAUGGAAUGUUAAAAGUUCAGAAGAAGAAAAUGAUGAAGAAAAUGAUGAAGAAGAGAAAAACGAAUCUUAA